Molecule: messenger RNA, 3534 nt
Organism: Lachancea nothofagi CBS 11611
Lineage: Eukaryota; Fungi; Ascomycota; Saccharomycetes; Saccharomycetales; Saccharomycetaceae
Source: the annotation of a GenBank genome assembly
AUGAGGCGCCUUAUUGUCCCACUUCUAGUGGUCUUGUAUGCUUUCGAUGCUGUGGCUGCGAUUUUCACCGUUCAUGAAAGUGAACAGCCCGCGGUGUGCUCGAUUUACGGAAAUUGUGGUAAAAAGAGCUUAUUUGGGAGCCCACUUCCGUGUCCUGUGUCUGAGGAUUUCAAGCCCGAAAAGCUCCCAAAGAGAGACCAGGAUUUCUUGGUUGCGGUAUGUGGCGAUGAAUGGCAAGGGAACAGCAAUACGUGUUGCACUAGAGAACAAAUUUCAAAUCUUCAAAGUAAUUUGAAAAAGGCCGAAGGACUGAUUAUGUCUUGUCCCGCAUGUCACGAAAACUUCAAGCGUUUAUUCUGCCAUUUCACAUGUUCUCCUGAACAGCGCACGUUUACUGAGGUUACAAGUACGCAAAAAUCCACUGAUGGAAGGGACAUUGUUGCUGUUAUGGAUGUUUUCAUCGAGCCUCACUGGGCCUCGGAAUUCUUUGAGUCCUGCAGGAACGUUAAGUUCGCAGCUACUAAUGGUUAUGCGAUGGAUCUCAUCGGUGGUGGUGCAGUGAAUUACGAGCAGUUUCUAAAGUUCCUAGGAGAUGAGAAGCCCAUGCUAGGAGGUUCACCAUUCCAAAUAAAUUACAAGUAUGAAAAUGAUGACCCCACUUUCAAACUCUUCAACAAGACUGUCUACGCCUGUGAUGACGAAAACUUCAAAUGUGCCUGCACUGAUUGUGGUGCCUCGUGUCCCCAAUUGAAACCCCUGAAGUCAAGCUCUGGUAGAAUAGUAGGAUUGCCUUACUUCUCUUUCGCAAUUUUGGUCACAUACUCUUCUUUGUUUGUUCUCAUUGUUGCUUGGCAUGUUUACUAUUUUAGAACCAAGAAAGAUCCCAUCAUUUUUGAGCACGAUGUGGAGCAGAAUGCAGACACUGGCAGCAAUGACAGGAUAUUUCAAGAGCACACUUACAAAAUAUAUGCAAUGGACAAAAAGGUCGCUGAUAUUCUAGGUGUCGUAUCGGGUCUCUCCUGUAAAAAGCCGGUUCUUACCCUUGUACUUACAUCUAUUGUAGUGACACUGUUGACAGCAUGCGCUUGGAGGUAUGGAGAGCUUGAGACGAAUCCAGUUAAUUUAUGGGUUAGCAAGAGCUCGAUUAAGUACCGAGAGAAGCAGUAUUACGACGAGCAUUUCGGGCCCUUCUUUAGAACAGAGCAGAUAUUUGUGGUUAACGAGACAGGGCCAGUUCUAACCUACGAUAAUUUAAGAUGGUGGUUUUCUGUUGAACAAAAUAUAACGGAACAUAUUCAAUCGGAUGAAAACUUAGGCUAUCAGGAUCUAUGCUUCAGACCCACGGAAGACUCUACAUGUGUCACAGAGUCAUUUACUCAAUAUUUUGGAGGCCAGCUUCCCGCUGAGCGUGAUUGGAAAGAUAAGAUCAAAAUGUGCACAGAUUCUCCGGUCAAUUGUCUGCCUUCAUUCCAGCAACCGCUGAAACCUAAUCUUCUAUUUAGUAGCGAAGAAGUGUUGGCAUCCGAAGCAUUCGUAGUCACUUUAUUGAUCAGUGAUCACUCCAAAGCAGCUUCGCUUUGGGAACAGGAACUUGAGAGCUACCUGUUGACUCUCGACCUUCCCGAAGGAUUGAGGCUAAGCUUCAACACAGAAAUGUCCCUGGAAAAGGAACUCAACAAAAACAAUGAUGUCCUUAUCAUUUGUCUAUCGUAUUUGCUCAUGUUCGCCUACGCCUCGUGGGCCUUGGGGACUAAAGGUGGCCAAAGUCGUUUUCUGUUGGGGUGUUCGGGAAUUUUGAUUGUAUUGGGAUCGGUCACAUCUGCUGCUGGCGUUUUGAGCAUAAUGGGCCUAAAGUCAACCCUUAUCAUCGCAGAAGUGAUACCUUUUCUCAUUCUAGCAAUUGGAGUUGACAACAUAUACUUAAUCACUCAUGAGUUUGACAGAGUAGCUAGCGGUUCAGAAACAGUCGAAGUACAGCAAAGAAUGGAAAAGGCAAUGCGGAAAAUUUCACCAUCAAUCCUCAUGUCUCUGCUUUGUCAACUCUGCUGUUUUCUAACAGCUACAUUCGUGCAAAUGCCAGCUGUUCGCAAUUUUGCCAUUUAUUCAGCAGUGUCACUUGUCUUCAACGUGUUCCUCCAGCUCACUGCUUAUGUUUCGAUUUUGGCUUUGUACGAAGAGAAAUACCCUAGAAAGGUGACUCAAGAGGAAAUCGAUACAGGUCUGAACUCCAAGCUGAAAAAGCUUUAUCGAAAUCUAUUGAUCAAACGGCGGAAGAUAAUAGGAUUUUUUGUUUCCUGUACUCUUUUAUCGUUAAUAUUUCUUCCAUUCAUUGAACUAGGGCUAGAUCAAACGCUUGCUGUACCCCAAGAUUCUUAUUUGGUCAAUUAUUUUAAUGACGUCUACGAAUAUCUGAACGUUGGACCACCUGUUUACUUUGUUGUCAAAGAUUUGGAUCUGACCCGCAAGAAGAAUCAGAAGAAAAUCUGCGGAAAGUUUACUACAUGCAACGAGUUUUCUCUCGCUAAUGUUCUCGAGCAAGAACGUCAAAGAUCUACAAUUAUUGAGCCAGUUGCCAAUUGGUAUGACGAUUUCAUGAUGUUUCUGAAUCCUCAACUUGAUACCUGCUGUAGGUUCAAAAAAGGCACAGAGGAAAUUUGCCCUCCAUUUUAUCCCAGCAGAAGAUGUCAAACUUGCUAUGGUGAAAAUGAAUGGUCUUAUGAUAUGGACGGUUUUCCUGAAGGUCCAAGUUUUAUGAGCUUUUUCGACAUCUGGAUUAACUCGCCCAGUGACGCAUGUCCCCUAGCAGGAAAGGCGCCAUAUUCUUCGGCAGUCGCGUACAAUGAAAGUGGCAUCACAGCAUCCACCUUCAGAAGCGCGCACAGACCACUGAGAUCGCAGCACGAUUUUAUCGAAGCCUACAAAGACGCUGAUAGGAUAAGUGAGUCCUUUGAUGAUUUGGACGUUUUCGCCUACUCGCCCUUCUAUAUCUUUUUCGAGCAGUACGGAACAUUGAUUUCCUUGUCGCUGAAACUUCUUCUCUUUUCAGGAUUAAGUGUUUUUCUGAUUUCAUGCUUAUUUUUGGGGUCUUUGACAACUGCCGCCCUUCUUGUACUUACGGUUGCAAUGAUUUUGAUUGAUGUUGGAGCACUGAUGUUUCUCUCAGGGAUAACACUGAACGCUGUCAGCUUAGUGAAUCUCGUUAUAUGCGUGGGCAUUGCGGUUGAGUUCUGUGUACACAUCGCGCGCGGCUUCACCAUUGUUCCCUCUCAAGUCAAAACAGACCGCGAUGCGCGAGCGACACACGCUAUAAACACGGUUGGUGGAUCUGUCUUCAGUGGCAUCACUAUGACCAAAUUGAUAGGGGUGUCAAUUCUAGUACUUACGCGCUCCAAAAUAUUUCACGUGUUUUACUUUCGCAUGUGGCUAAUCCUCAUUGUAGUUUCAUGCCUUCACGCUUUAUUAUUUUUGCCUACCAUUCUCUCCCUAGUAGGCGGUAACAGCUUUGCGGACUCGGAACUUGAAACAGCUGAUUGA